CUUAUCCACCAUAUCUAUCGUACUCUCACAACUGCACUACUCUCCUCACAUAUCAAAUCCUCUCCACACAAACCUCCACCUCCAUUUCUGAUCUAAUCCAGUAAAGUAACACAGAAAGACAGAAACAACUUAUAUUUGGGAAUUGAACAGACAGAUCGAUCAAGCUAAACCACAAUGGCAGCCUCCUCAGUACAAGCAGCAGCGACACUGCUGAUGCAACCCGCUGUCAAUGCUAAUCAUAAGGUUAGAACUAGAAGCAGCGGCGGCGGCGCUUCUCCUGCCUCCUCCGGCAAAGCCGCCUCCUUUUCCGCCCUCACUUCAUCUCAUCAUAAUAAUCCCCUCAAGGACUUGGCUCAAAGGUGCACUGAUGCUGCCAAGCUUGCUGCUUUUGCACUCGCCACUUCUGCUCUUGUCGUCUCUGGAGCAAAUGCUGAAGGACUUCCGAAACGACUAACAUAUGAUGAGAUUCAGAGCAAGACUUACCAGGAAGUGAAAGGAACUGGAACUGCCAACCAGUGCCCGACCAUUGAAGGAGGGUCUGGAACCUUCUCAUUGAAGCCUGGAAACUAUGUUGCUAGAAAGUUCUGCAUGGAGCCGACAUCGAUCACCGUCAAGGCCAGUAGUGUGGGCAAGAACUCCCAAGCUGACUUCCAAAACACAAAGCUCAUGACCCGCCUGACCUAUACCCUUGACGAGAUGGAAGGACCGUUUGAGAUCUCGCCUGAUGGCACUGUCAAGUUCGAAGAGAAGGACGGGAUCGACUAUGCUGCUGUCACUGUUCAGCUUCCUGGCGGAGAGCGUGUCCCUUUCCUAUUUACAGUCAAGCAGCUCGUGGCCACCGGGAAGCCUGACGACUUCGGCGGUGAUUUUCUAGUGCCAUCAUACAGGGGUUCCACUUUCCUUGAUCCAAAGGGGAGGGGUGGGGCCACUGGUUAUGACAAUGCUGUGGCAUUGCCGGCUGGUGGGAGAGGAGAUGAGGAGGAACUUGAGAAGGAGAACAACAAGAACACUGCAUCUUCAACAGGGAAGAUUAGGAUGAGUGUUAGCCAGAGCAAGCCAGAGACCGGGGAGGUGGUUGGAGUCUUUGAGAGCAUUCAGCCGUCUGACACUGAUUUGGGUGCAAAGGUUCCAAAAGAUGUAAAGAUCCAAGGUGUCUGGUAUGCCCAACUAGUCCAACCAGACUCAUCCAUCUGAUCUUUUCAAUAGAAAUGUACCAAUUUCAUGGCUGAUGCUUUCUUGUAUCUGUUGUAUCAGUACAAUUUUCUUCAAUCCAUCAGAGAAGACUGGAAUGGAGAUUUUCUUGCCUGUAAACCAAAUAUUGCAGUGUUACUCAGUCCUAUCUAUAAUAUAUAAAAACAUUCAAAGUAGUACUAAUUUGCACUGGUUGUUUGGUUCAAGCCUUCAAGGGAGGUUGUGUUUGUGUGUUACCUUGAAUGGUCUCUUUGGAGUACAGGGAGGAGAACAUCCUCCCAUAAUGCAAAACCAAACUUACCCUUCAGGAAACAAUGAAACUUGUGAUUUCUUUGCAAGUAUAUGUGUGGGAAAAAAUGGAAGUUUCAUUUUCUAACUAAUGAAAUGGGCAUUAUUAUAUCAUAAUCUCUC
This is a messenger RNA of Cuscuta epithymum, 1602 nucleotides long. Lineage: Eukaryota; Viridiplantae; Streptophyta; Magnoliopsida; Solanales; Convolvulaceae. The record is from the annotation of a GenBank genome assembly.